AUGUUAACCCUCGAAGAAAAAAAAGACAUUGGUGAUACCUUCAGACAACGUUACUCGCUUAAAAGAUAUUUAUUUUUUCGUGAUGUAAGCAGCAAUAACAAAAGAGAAGCAAAAAAAGAAAUAAUUAAUAAUUAUUUUUCUCGCACUCGCGGAAAAUAUAAAACCACUUUUUUUCUUGUUACAGGACAAGAAGGAAUAUUUUGGAAAGGAAUGAUAGAGGUUGCUAGUGCUUUUAUAAAAGUAGUAAAACCUAAUGAUGUAGCAACAUGA
Messenger RNA from Entrophospora sp. SA101, 270 nucleotides. The record is from the annotation of a GenBank genome assembly. NCBI's taxonomy places the organism in Eukaryota, Fungi, Glomeromycota, Glomeromycetes, Entrophosporales, Entrophosporaceae.